Ctenopharyngodon idella (grass carp) is the source of this 1466-nucleotide messenger RNA. It is a transcript of the gene rtf2, whose product is annotated as replication termination factor 2. The record is from RefSeq and is a predicted model, not a curated record. The transcript has 9 exons. Lineage: Eukaryota; Metazoa; Chordata; Actinopteri; Cypriniformes; Xenocyprididae. Bases 127 to 1044 code for a protein of 305 amino acids. Gene Ontology annotation, biological process: site-specific DNA replication termination at RTS1 barrier; mitotic DNA replication termination. Gene Ontology annotation, cellular component: nucleus.
GCGCUAUCUUAAAAAUAAACGAAAACUCACAGCUGACGCUCUUCACUGAAGCUCUUCGGUUGUUUACAGUUUUACCCCAUUAGCUUCAGUCAUAUAGCUCUCUCAAUAAAACCUCUUAUUUCCAACAUGGGAUGCGAUGGCGGAACGAUUCCUAAAAGACAUGAACUAGUUAAAGGACCGAAAAAGGUUGAAAAGGUCGAUAAAAAUGCAGAACUCGCUGCCAAAUGGAAAUACUGUGCAUUGAGUCAGGAGAAGCUGAAGCGGCCCAUAGUCGCCUGUGAGCUGGGCAGGCUGUAUAAUAAAGAUUCGAUCAUUGAGUACUUGCUGGAUAAAUCAGCGGAGAGGCCGAACACUGAGGUUGUGGCGCACAUUCGUGGCAUCAAGGACGUGAAGGAGCUGAAUCUCACUGACAAUCCUGCGUGGGAGGGCGAAAGGCGGAACAUUAAAGGGGACCGUUAUGAAGACAUGCACUGUGCCAUGUUCAUCUGUCCUGUGGUGGGACUUGAAAUGAAUGGAAAACACAAGUUUUUCUACCUGCAGACCUGUGGGUGUGUUUUCUCAGAGAGAGCUCUCAGAGAAGUCAAGACCGAGAUUUGCCACAAGUGUGGAGAUCCUUUCCAAGAAGACGACCUUGUGGUGCUGAAUGGGACUAAAGAGGAAGUGGAGAAGCUACAGAAGGCUAUGGAGGAGCGCCGAUCAAAGGCUAAAACUGCAAAAAAAUCAAAGAAGAGCAAAGAUACUAAAGUCUCCAAGAAACAGGAUUCAGCAGAAAGCUGUGAUUUACCCCAAAACACCUCAGAGACUAAAUCUACAUCACUGAAUGGAGACGGCAGCAGUGAAUCAGCUCCGGGACCAUCCACAUCCGGAGAGAGCUCGAAGACGGUAAAGGCUCCCGUGGGUCCCGUUGCCGGCAGCAAAAGAUCAAUCCAGGACAUGAAGGACAAAUCUGAGACCUAUAAGUCGCUCUUCACCUCCCACAGCUCUGCCAAACGCACCAAAGACCAGAUCUCCAACUGGGUCACACACACGCCUUACCACUUUUGAGUGAAGCUCGCUCUCUAGUGGUCAGGCGACAGUUGACACCAUACUAUCUGGUGGAUUGAUGCAUUGUUUUAACCUAUUUCUUUUUCACCAUCAGUAACAUUUAGGUUUUUUUUUUUUAUUCUAUCAUCUUAAUUUUGUUGCAUGCUUAAGUUUUCAUUUAGUAUACCCAGUGUUAAAUGUCUUUGCCAUUAUCAUUAUUUGAACAGAUUAUGCUUUGCAGCAAUAUCUUGUUUUAAAACUCUUAACUUCAGUAACUAUUGCAGUAAAACAAGUUUAUAGGCAGACGUCUCUGUAUGUUUUGAAUGUGUUCCUGAAGCAUUGAGUGUUACUGAAAUAACCCUCGAGUUACAGUAGUUAUGCAUUGUACUUUUAAAGAUGCGUUAUUUGUGGAUACAAUAAAGGUCCAAUCUGGGAAAACUCGA